Silurus meridionalis is the source of this 2512-nucleotide messenger RNA. RefSeq names its product dynamin-2-like. Gene Ontology annotation, molecular function: GTPase activity; GTP binding; microtubule binding. Gene Ontology annotation, cellular component: microtubule; cytoplasm; membrane. The record is from RefSeq and is a predicted model, not a curated record. Lineage: Eukaryota; Metazoa; Chordata; Actinopteri; Siluriformes; Siluridae.
AUCGUGCAACACAUAGCAAUUGACCGCAAGAAUCACAAACAUUCAAUUCUAUACACAGUAAAGUUUGAGUGUUCAGAAUCCUCUUCCGUGUUUUUACUGACACUGACGCUGGAGCGAGUACAAGCCCCUGAUCAGAGCACACUAGAUAGUGAAUCUCCCUUAUAUGGUCCUUCGAGCCAGAUAGGAAAACCUCCUAACAAAAUGGAGCCCAGCCUAGCCGAACCAAACCCAGCCAGAAUCAUGGGGACCCUGGGAAUGGAGGAAUUGAUCCCCCUGAUUAACAGACUCCAAGACGUGUUCAGUUCCACAGGGCGGUGCUGCUCCUUUGAUCUGCCGCAGAUCGCCGUGGUGGGAGAACAGAGCUCCGGAAAGAGCUCGGUUCUGGAAAAUUUAGUCGUCAGGGAUUUUCUCCCUCGUGGCUCAGGGAUCGUCAGCAGGCCUCUGGUUCUGCAGCUAAUCAACAACAAAGCAGAGUAUGCUGAGUUCUUGCACUGUAAAGGGAAGAAGUUUGUGGACUAAGAAGUCCGGACAGAGAUCGAGGCCGAGACGGACAGGAUCACGGGUUCGAAUAAGGGGAAUCUCCCCAUUCCCAUCAACCUGAGAGUCUACUCGCCUAACGUGUUGAACCUGACUCUCAUCGACCUACCAGAGAUGACCAAGGUUGCCGUUGGCGACCAGCUGGUGGACAUCGAGCACCAGAUCCGAGACAUGCUUUUGCAGUUCAUCACUAAUGACAGCUGUCUGAUCCUGGCAGUCACACCGGCCAACACUGACCUGGCCAACUCGGACACUCUGAAGAUAGCCAAGGAAGUGGAUCCUCAGGGUCUCCGCACCAUUGGUGUGAUCACCAAGCUGGAUCUGAUGGACGAAGAAACGGACGCACAAGACAUUCUGGAUAACAAACUGCUCCCACUGCGCAGAGGCUACAUCGGUGUAGUGAACUGUUGUCAGAAAGACAUUGAUUGCAGGAAGGACAUCCGCGUCACUCUGGCUGCAGAGAGGAAGUUCUUCUUGUCUCACCCCGCUUACAGACACAUGGCAGAGAAAAUGGGAACGCGGCACCUGCAGAAGACCCUCAACCAGCAAUUGACUAACCACAUCCAGGACACGCUGCCUGGUUUGCGCAGUAAGUUACAGUCACAGCUCCUGUCUCUGGAGAAACAGUUGGAGGAGUACAAGAACUUCCGUCCUGACGACCCAACAUACAAGACCAAGGCUCUGCUGCAGAUGGUGCAGCAGUUUGGUGUGGACUUCGAGAAGUGUUUCGAGGGACCACUGUCCGGUGGUGCCAGGAUCAACCGCAUCUUCCACGAGCGCUUUCCUUUCGAGCUGAACAAGAUUGUGUUUGAUGAGAAGGAGCUGCGGCGAGAGAUCAGUCACGCCAUAAAGAACAUCCACGGAGUCAGAUCUGUCCUGUUCUCCCCCGACCCGGCGUUCAAAGUCAUCGUGAAAAAGCAGAUCAUAAAGCUGAAAAAGCCCUGUCUCCAAUGUAUCGAUCUGGUGAUUCAGGAGCUCAUCAACACAGUCAGGCAGUGCUCCAACAAGCUGAAUUCGUACCCUCGGCUGAGGGAGGAGACUGAGAGAAUUGUCACUACAUACGUGAAAGAGCAAGAGGGCAAGACAAAGAGCCAGGUUCUGUUGCUGAUCGACAUCGAGCUGUCAUACAUCAACACCAACCAUGAUGACUUCAUCGGAUUCCCCAACGACAUUGUGAUCCGCAAAGGCUGGCUCACCAACAUCAGCUUCAUGAAGGGAGGAUCCAAGGAGUACUGGUUCGUCCUGACAGCUGAGUCUCUGUCCUGGUACAAGGAUGAAGAGGAAAAAAAAAAGAAAUACAUGCUCCCUCUGGACAACCUGAAGAUCCGAGACGUGGAGAAAGGCUUCAUGUCUACUAAACACACAUUUGCUAUCAGCUCACAGCAAAGGAACGUUUGUAAAGACCUGCGGCAGUUCGAGCUGAUGUGCGGUUCCCAGGAGGAGGUGGACAGCUGGAAGGCCUCGUUCCUCCAUGUGGGCGUGUACCCUGAGAAAGAUCAGGCCAUGGGCGAUGACGGAGCUCCAGUGGACACCUUCUCCAUGGACCCUCAGCUGGAGAGGCAGGUGACAAUGAUCCGUAACCUGGUGGACUCCUACAUCAGCAUCGUCAAGAAGACCAUCAGAGACCUGAUGCCCAAGACCAUCAUGCACAUCAUGAUUAACAGUGUGAAGGACUUCAUACACUCUAAGCUGCUGGCCUACCUGUACUCUUCAGGAGACCAGAACAGUCUGAUGGAUGAGUCGGCCGAUCAGGCUCAGAAAAGGGACGAGAUGCUUCACGUGUACCAUGCCCUCAAGGAGGCGCUCACCAUCAUCGAUGACAUCAGCACCACCAGUAAGACAGCCAAAGACCUCCUGGUGCUCCCACCGGGUCCAACAUAAUCCGCCCUGCUGAGCCCUAGACUGGACUAGAGACUAGACCUCCACUACAUUUUUGUUUGUUUGUUUUUAAACAAUAAACUCGGUUGCAAAAGGA